Aspergillus ibericus CBS 121593 is the source of this 786-nucleotide messenger RNA. Its product is annotated as cutinase family protein. The coding region runs from base 1 to 786 and encodes 261 amino acids. Gene Ontology annotation, biological process: carbohydrate catabolic process. Gene Ontology annotation, molecular function: cutinase activity. NCBI's taxonomy places the organism in Eukaryota, Fungi, Ascomycota, Eurotiomycetes, Eurotiales, Aspergillaceae. Gene Ontology annotation, cellular component: extracellular region. The transcript has 3 exons. The record is from RefSeq and is a predicted model, not a curated record.
AUGGCCCCCCUCAAAUCCCUCCUCCUCACCUCCCUAGCCACCCUCGCAACGGCAUCCCCCCUCAUCGCGGACCCGUCCUCCCUGCACGCCCGUCAAUUCGGCACCGGCUCUACCGCCAACGACCUCGAGAGUGGCAGCUGCAAGGAUGUCACAUUCAUUUUUGCGCGCGGGUCGACUGAGAUUGGGAAUAUGGGCACCGUGAUCGGCCCCCCCGUCUGCGACCAACUGAAAUCCAAACUCGGCAGCGACAAAGUCGCCUGCCAGGGCGUCGGAGGCGGCUAUACCGCCGGCCUCAUGCAGAAUGCCCUGCCACAGAACACGGACCCGAAUUCCAUUUCCGCGGCGAAGCAGAUGUUCACGAUGGCGAAUUCUAAGUGUCCGAAUACGAAGAUCGUCGCUGGAGGAUAUAGUCAAGGCAGCGCGGUCAUCGACAACGCCAUCCAAGAACUCAGCAGCGAGGUGAAAGACCAAACCGUGGGCGUGGUGUUGUUUGGAUUUACUCGCAACGUGCAAGAUCAUGGCCAGAUUCCUAACUACCCCAAGGAUGAUGUCAAGGUGUAUUGUGCCGUUGGGGACUUGGUGUGUGAUGAUACACUAGUCGUCACGGCGAUGCAUUUGACGUAUGGGGUGGAUGCCGGGGAUGCGGCGAGUUUCUUGGUUUCUAAGGUGCAGGCCGCGGGGUCGAGCACGAGCAGCUCGUCGGAUUCGAGUAGUAGUUCGGGGGCGGCGAGUUUGGGUUUGGGUUCUUCCUCGGGGUCGGGGUUGGGGUCGUUGUUUGGGUUUUAG